AUGGAAAGUACCCCUAACAUGGACACACUGUAUCAUUGCAAGGAAGGAUUCGAAUGUACCGAAUAUGACGCCAUCUGUCUGCAAGCGAGUGCAACACGUCCGCCAAGUUGCGGCUCCACAUCGCUUUGUGGGCAAUGCACAGCACAACGCAAUGCUUUAUUUGCCUGCCUGAGUCGCACUACCUUCCAGAUGUGCUAUGGCGGCCUACAUCCCACCGGUCAGGUGGGCUAUUGUCCCACCGGAUUUGUUUGUGAUGCAACCAGUGAUGUGGUUUGUGUGAGUACCGCUAGUUCGUACACUGUCACCUGCGAUGUCGUGGAUUCUUCGACUACGACGACUUCUUCAACUUCAACAAGUUCGAGUACAAGUACUACGACUACAACAACCUUGAGCCCAACUACAGACAAUCCAUUAACGCCGAAUGCAGUUUGUGCGCAAGAAAGCUUUGCUGGUCUCUAUCCGACAGUGCCUAGUGAUCCAUACUGUAAAAGAUACGUUCACUGUCGUCUCGUUAAUGGUGUUUUGACCGGCAUCGAAUAUUCGUGUACGACGAACACUUACUAUAGCAUAGAAAAUCGAGUGUGUACCAUCUACAAGCCAACUUACUGUCUCUGAAUAUUACAUAUGCAAAUAAACUGAGUUCUCAAACUUUGUAUGGGUCAAGAAAA
Molecule: messenger RNA, 668 nt
Organism: Rhagoletis pomonella (apple maggot)
Lineage: Eukaryota; Metazoa; Arthropoda; Insecta; Diptera; Tephritidae
Exons: 3
Coding region: 1-615 (204 amino acids)
Cellular component (GO): extracellular region
Molecular function (GO): chitin binding
Source: RefSeq, a predicted model, not a curated record